UGGGCAGGAUAGUGCACGUCUUUGUCACAGGACAAUAAUGCAAUACGCACAUGUUAUUUUUCUACAUUAAUUUAUAUUUCAAAUAAUAAAGUGAUAGAAAUGAGUGCAAAUUUGGAGAGCCUAAUUCAAAGCGGAUAUGAUUUGAUCUUUCCUUUUUUUACCUGUCAGGGCAACAUCAUUUACAAAAAGGCUGAAUUUUUCUGUAAGGAAUGUUCAAAGUGUUACUGUGGAACAUGUGGGGAGUACCAUAACUUUCUUUUUAAGAAGCAUGCAAUUUGGGGCAAGGAAAAAAUAAGCCAGUGGCCUGAAACCAAUGUGAAUGUACAAGAGCAAUGCCAGAAGCACAAGGGUGAGAAACUGACAGCAUUCUGUGAGGACCAUAGUAAACUGAUGUGUCGUGUCUGCCGUAUCUACACACACAACCAGUGCAGAAAAGUGACUCCGAUUUCGGAGCUGACCAACUUGCAGCCCACAGGCUUAGAGGGGCUGUCAGUGGAGCUGGAAACUGUCCUGGGGGAAAUUAAAACCCUGCAAAUCAGUCAGGAGGCCAGCAUUCAGUCAUUGCAGAGAACAUACAAGGAACAUAGGGAAGUUAUGAUAGAGCAACUGUGUUGCAAUUUAAAUACUUACAUAGAUGAAUGUGAUAUUAAUUCUGUGGGUACAUCAGGCGGAAAUGAGCAAUAUUUAAAAGAAGAGUUGUGUAGGAAUGUUGUUUCUAUCGUGAAUGAAUUCAAUAAUAUUACUGCGAAGGAACUUAACGAGAUGAAAGAUGAAGUUAUAAGCAUUAAAGGGUCAGUUACAAGUUCUAUUCAUAAAUGCACCACUCUUCACAAUGACUUGUCACAAUUCCAUGAAAGUUUUCAGAAAAUUGGAGAUAAUAAGGAGCUCUGUCUUAUAGCCAUCAUAAAAUGUAAGCAUAAAAUACAACAAGCAUUGACUCUUCUAGGAAAGUCAGGCAAGAUGUUUAACGUCCAGCGGAAGUCUGUGCACAAUGUGAGAAUACCAAGUGAUUCAGAUUCAUGUGAUAUCACAGGCAUAUGUGCUCUCCCAGAUGGACAGGUCCUGGUUGUAAACAACCAUAAUAAGAGAGUCAAGCUUCUAAACCAGCGGUACCAGGUGGUGAGUCACUGGGAUGUGACUGCUUGGCUACUGGACAUGUGUCAGAUCACACCCAGUGAGGUUGCAGUGGCUAUGAAUAAUGAGGUCCAGUUUAUCACAGUAAGCCAGAGCCAACUCACCAAAGGCAGGAAGCUUGAGUUACAACAUAGUUGUUAUAGUAUUGCCCACCAUCAGGGAGACCUGUUUAUUGGAUCUGGUACAGCUCUGUACAAGUACAAACUAAAUGGCAAACUAGUCUGCAAACUCUAUGAAAAUAAACCAGAUAAUUAUACAGACAUGAUUGGAUCAUGUGCUGUCAGUCCUGAUGGAGGGAGGAUAUAUGUGGCCUUGAGGACCGGUAACCAGCUUGUUACACUGGCUGUAGAUGGCACAGUGAUCUCCAGAUUAACUGUCUUUCCCAUGAAGUCGGAACAGCUAAUACCAUUGAACCCUCAUCCGUAUUUCGAACCAGACUUUCUUGGUCUCCAUGUGACAGACUUGGGACAGGUUCUAGUGUGUGGAUCCCAUAAAAUAAUACAAGUGGACAGAGAUGGGCGGCAGAUACUGGUAGAGAUGGUAACAGAGAUAGAUGAUGUGAAAUGGCCACUAUCCUUCUACUUCAGCAGAAUCACACAAUCACUUGUUGUGGGAAUGGCGCACACUAACAACAUUCUGGUUUUUUCGACUGAAAUGAAGGAGGAAGCUGUAAAUGUGUUGCUUGCACAAAAGACGAAAGCAUUAAAGGAGUUAAUUGCACAAAAGACACCAGAUGAAGAACUCAAGGACUUGUUGAGAAUACUCAACAUAGAUGCAAGGGCAGAAUGUAAAGCUGACUCAUUUACAGCAUUUUCCCAUGGUCGUGCAGCACUUCAAGGGAUUGUCACUAAGGGCAAAGACAUUUUAGACUGGCAUCUUUUCAGUGCAACAGAGAACCAGAUGAUGAAUUGUGAAUGUAUUCAGCUAUAUGCGAAUGCCUCAUUAUUAAAAAAGAUAGAGGCAUACAGUCCUGAGAUUAUUUCAACAAUAGAUUACAAGCAAAGCAGACAAGACAUUUUAUUUCCUGCUAUUGUUAUUGUGAAAGAGAAACACCAAUACAUGAUCGAGGACUGGAUAAGUAACAUUCGCAAAAAUAUUACUGGUUUAUGUGUUGUUGUAGUUUGCAAAGGCAAUAUAUUUAAUUUUGAUCGUUCCCCACAGAAUAAUAUAUUUCUGACUAAUGCAAAUAGGUGGGAGGUAAUGAUGGCUGCACAAAAAUUGCUAGAACGAGCAAUUUAUAGAGUUUUGAAGCACCUUGUUAAAACACUGAUGCAAAAGUAUGGAACCUCAACAGAUUUAACUGAUUUGGAGAAAGAAAGCACCUUGCAAAGUGUGUAUGCCUAUUCAAGGGCAGCAUAUCAAAGAAGUAAAUUACCAGAAUGUGAAAGACUGAACAUCCCAGCCAUCACUUAUACUUAUCCUGAAAAUAUUAAUGACGUGAUCAAAACACUUCUUAGAAUACAAGGCGUAGUCGGCUGCUCAAAGAAAUUUGGAAUCCUUGAAGUCUCUGUUGAUAGUAAACAAGACAAAGAUAAAACUACUGACCAGGUUAAACAGCUGCUCAUGAAAGAAAAAAUUGGAGCCACAUUUGAAUAUGGCAGUUUCUCACAUUUUCUUUCACCCGGAGACCCAGUUUAUGCGGGAGAGGGGACACUAGGAGGUUUUGCACAGAGGUUUCCUAAAACAAGAUACAACAGCAUAGCAGCAGAUAGGAUGAGCAGUUUAAAAAGCCCAGGCACAAAAGGAAAACUCGUUGCAUUGAUUUCAAGGCACGUUGCUCAGGCUUUUACUCCAACUGAAAAUGCAAGUCUAUAUAUUGGGAAUAACAUAGUUGGGCAAAUACACAAAAUACCUCACAAAGGUAUUCUUGAUAUAGUUCCUUUUGAUAUUCAUGAACAUUUUAUAAAGGAAUGCAACACAAGAUUUCAAACUGAGGCUAAAAAGCAGAUGCAUGGUCAAUUACCAGAAAACAAUGACUGCUUAAUUGGACUGCCAGUCUUUUUAUGGGGUGCAAAAAGUGCACCUGGUUUGGGGAUGCUGGACAGUAUCAUGGAUAUGCAAGAUGCUGGAGGUGUACAGUGUAUAAAAAUACAUAAUCGUAUUCCUGAUAAGCCAUUCAGCGAACCUGGUGACAGUGGAGCAAUUGUAUGUUCAACUGAUAGCGAAGCAAGCACACUAACCACAAUAGCCAUGCUAAUUGGACAAUUUCAAAAUUCAAAGCAACCAACAUAUUUUGCCAUUCUUCUCAAAGAAGCAUUUGCAGAAUUAAACGAAUUCUACGAGUCAGAAUUUAAAAUGUGUGAAGAUGCUGCUGCUACCCCUUAAAUUCAGUAUUUAUAUUCAUAUACAUAGUGCAAUUAUCUGUAUUGCAUCAUAUGUACCUGUUUGUAUGUACCGGUGUGUAUGUAUUUUAUUACUAGUGUUGAUAAGUGAGCUUUACAAAAACCUAAAAAUGCCUAACAAGGGACAAAAUUGUCACAAAACCAGGUUUUCAGUUGAAAAAGUCUGAUAAAGGGAGACAAUUCAAAAUGUGUAUUGUUAACCCUCUUGUGUACAAUUGACCUUGAUUUCAAUCAGAAAACAAGGGCUGUUUGGGUGAAUAUGUUUUUUGUCACUGUGACCUUGACCUUUGACCUAGUGACCUGAAAAUCGAUAGGGGUCAUCUGCCAGUCAUGAUCAAUGUACCUAUUAAGUUUCAUGAUCCUAGGCCUAAUUAUCCCCCGCCAGAGGCAGAGGGAUAUUGUUUUGGCGUUGUCCGUCCGUCCUGCUGUCCGUCCGUCACUUUUGUGUCCGGAGCCAUAUCUUGGAAGUUCUUUGGUGGAUUUCAUUUAAACUUGGUAUGAGUAUAUAUAUGCAUAAGAGGAUGAUGCACGCCAAAUGGCAUUGUACACCAUCUGUUAAAAACAGACUUAUGGCCCUUUGUAUCUUGAAAAAAUGCUUUUUAGUGUCCGGAGCCAUAUCUUGGAAGUUCUUUGGCGGAUUUCAUUGAAACUUGGUAUGAGUGUAUAUAUGCAUAAGAGGAUGAUGCACGCCAAAUGGCAUUGUACACCAUCUGUUAAAAACAGACUUAUGGCCCUUUGUAUCUUGAAAAAAUGCUUUUUACUAUAGGCACUUUUGUGUCCGGAGCCAUAUCUUGGAAGAGCUUUGGUGGAUUUCAUUUAAACUUGGUAUGAGUAUAUAUAUGCAUAAAAGGAUGAUGCACGCCAAAUGGCAUUGUACACCAUCUGUUAAAAACAGACUUAUGGCCCUUUGUAUCUUGAAAAAAUGCUUUUUACUAUAGGCAUUUUUGUGUCCGGAGCCAUAUCUUGGAAGCGCUUUGGCGGAUUUCUUUGAAACUUGGAAUGAAUAUAUUCCCGCGCCAGAGGACUUAUUAAUUCACCUAAAUAAAUUGUGAAGGCUUAAAAACCUUCCUUUGUCUUAGUUUUGUGUAAUUGUCCAUCUAUCAUUAUGUUCAUCCGUCCGAUUUGCACCCAUCCUCAAACAAAGCAUAUGUUGCGGGGGAUACCUUGGGCCUUUCAGGCCCUCUUGUUAUUCUUUAGUUAUCAUCCGGAAACCAUUUUACUGUUUUGAGUCACUGUGACCUUAAACUUUGACCUAGUGACCUGAAAAUUGAUACGGGUCAUCUGCCAGUCAUGAUCAAAGUUCCUAUGAAGUUUCAUGAUCCUAGGCGUAAUCAUUCUUGAGUUAUCAUCCGGAAACCAUUUUACUAUUUCGAGUCACUGUGACCUUGACCUUUGACCUAGUGACCUGAAAAUCAAUAGGGGUCAUCUGCCAGUCAUGAUCAAUGUACCUAUGAAGUUUCAUGAUCCUAGGCCUAAGCGUUCUUGAGUUAUCAUCUGGAAACCAUUUUACUAUUUCAAGUCACCGUGACCUUGACCUUUGACCUAGUGACCUGAAAAUCAAUAGGGGUCAUCUGCCAGUCAUGAUCAAUGUACCUAUGAAGUUUCAUGAUCCUAGGCCUACCUAAGCGUUCUUGAGUUAUCAUCCUUUCAUAGUUACAUAGUUGUUUCAAAAUCAAUCUAUUUUUAGUUGUGACGACCUAGACCUUGGAGAUAUUGACGUAAUUCUUUCGUGCGACACACCCUCCAAUAAUGAUGAACAAAUGUGCCAAAUGAUUUUAAAAUGUCACAAUGAAUGACAUAGUAAUUGCCCAGACAAGCUCAUUUAUGGCAAUUUUUGACCUUCAAACUCAAAUUGUGACCUUGACCUUGGAGAUAUCGACGCGAUUCUUUUGUUCGACAUACCAUCUAAUGAUGGUGAACAAAUGUGCCAAAUGAUCUCACAAUUAAUCACAAAGUAAUGGCCUGGACAAGCUUAUUUAUGGCCAUUUUGACCUUCAAACUCAAAUUGUGACCUUGACCUUGGAGAUAUCGACGGAAUUCUUUCGCGCGACACACCGUCUAAUGAUGGUGAACAAAUGUGCCAAAUGAUUUUAAAAUCUGACAAUGAACGACAGAGUUAUGGCCCGGACAAGCUUGUUCCGCCCGCCCGCCGACAUUCGCCAAUCUAAUAACCAGUUUUUUUCUUCGAAAAACCUGGUUAAUAAAAUGUUCAACGUGAAGUCAAUGGUCAACUGGCUAAAUCUGGUAAGGAUGGUACAUGAACACUAUAAAAUGCUGCAAUAAAUGUAUGCUUCAAUAAAAGAACUAACAUGAUUGGAUUGUUCAAGGUUUACACUUAUUCAAGAGUUUGAUUUGUCUAUUGUUUGUUCUGUGGUUUUCAUGCAUACCUUAAUAUGAAUUAAGAAUCAUGCAAUACUGGAAACCAUAGUAAAAUCUUAAACUAACGGUGUUUAAACACACUUCAUAAUUAUAUUUAUGUUUACUGUUUUAUAUGACACCACAAUUUGUAUUUGUAAUACUUUGUUUUAUCUGUAAUUUGAACUAAAAUAAUAUAUUCUGUGUUGUUAGAAUGCAAAUGUUCCAACUUAUAUGACUAUGACUUUUAAGUUUUUUAUAUGUACAUGACUCGUUCAUGCUAAAUAUUGAUAUUUUGUUCAUAGACCUAAAGGCAUGUCCCAAGGUAAUUUCACAUACAACUUUAGAGUGCAUAAAACAUGAAAUAAAUUUUAAAAUAAUAAAAAAAAAUCAUAAAAUAUACAACGUUUCCCAUAAGUGUGUAAUGCUUAAGUUGAUUUACAAAAAUCUACCAAGUGUUAAAUAUUUUUCACUUCUUUCUAAAGACCAUCAUUAUUUUGGCAUUUUUAGACAUGUUUAUCUUUGUAGUUAGCUUAAUGUCAAUUUUGUUUUGCAUGAUAUAGCAAAAAAAUUAAUAAAAUUUCGAAAUACAAUUUUCUAAAAUAUUUUUUCAUAAUGAACUUUGAUAUGUAACAGUAUUAACAACUUUUGGGGACGGAAAUUCAGAAUAUUCAAAUACAAGAAUUGCAACACUUUAAGGGUUUUGCCCUGAAUGAUUGGAGAGAUCACAUUUAUUGGAAAACCGAUUUUGUUUGUGCAUUUGAUGAUGGCAACCAUAGUUCUUGCAAAGAUUUUAAUAUAGAUGUUAUUAUUUCAAUUUGUGCUAUUUUCAGACGUCUGGCCCAGAUUUGCCCUGUGUUAUCACUUAUAUUAUAUAUCAUCCUAUUUUGGCCUGCAAUAAAAAUUUCUCCGAACCGAA
Molecule: messenger RNA, 6750 nt
Organism: Dreissena polymorpha
Lineage: Eukaryota; Metazoa; Mollusca; Bivalvia; Myida; Dreissenidae
Exons: 7
Coding region: 100-3459 (1119 amino acids)
Molecular function (GO): zinc ion binding
Source: RefSeq, a predicted model, not a curated record